AUGAAAGAGAUGGAGCCACUUAUGGACGCCUUUGGUUCAAACUGUAAUAAUGCAGGUUGGCAACAUUGGCUCACUGAUGCAAAGUAUGCGCACGUGGGUCAAAAUGAAGGUGACAGGAUUGCGUGCAAAUUUAUGACAAUUGCUUUAUAUUUCCUGAAAGGAUGGAGUCAAACUGGAAAAAUCCCUUAUGAUGAGAAAGAGAAUGAUAUGAAGUUGAAAGGUUACAUGAGAUGUGCAGUAGUGCAUAUGUUCACGGACAUAUUGUUUGAAUCCGUGUGUAGAAGUAAAUGGGGUACAUUUUAUGCAUGGUACUCGGUGGAUGGAAUGAUGAAGGACGGAGGAAUAACUAGGUCAGCCGGUACGCAAAAAUGCGCGAUGGACCGACUGAUGGAUAUAACGCGCGGCAAUUGGAGUAUGAGUGAGGAGAUUAAAGAAAGGUUAAGGAACAAUGACAGACUAAAAAGUAUGAUAGCAGGGGAAAGAAUGAAAGCGGCGUGUCAGAAAAAAAUAAGGAAGGAGCAGACGAAGGAGAAUAGACCGCUGGAUGAGCAAGAGCAGACUAACCAGGAGAGAUGGGAAAUAAAUGUGAAAGAGAAAUUGAACAAAAGAAUGAAGAAAGUUCUGAACAAAGUUGAAAGGGCAAGAUCCGGGAAAGGACAACACGAUACGGAUGAGACGGAUUCCGAUGAAGAGGAAACCCUGAGUGAAACUGACGAAGCGGAUGAGAAGGACAUGGAAAUUGAAGACGGUAAGUACACGAAUAGCAACAAUACGAAUAUGAAUACCCAUACACACGGCACGAAUAAGAAAAAAGUUCCAGUUCCGCCAACCAAGAAACCAGAAGAUGCACCAGAUAAGGUACCAGAGCAACCAAAGGAGGCUGUUACCGAGAAGAAGGACGAUAAGACAAACCCACCAGAGCCAGGGAGUGGGCCAGAUGAACGGGGACGGUCAGACACACCACCGCAAGGAGCAGGUCACGGAGCAGGUAAAGGACAACCACCCCCACCACAACCACCACAGUUACUGGACCCUGCAGGAAAGGAACAGAGCACACCUAACAACCACCAGGACACUGCAACAGGUGAGUAUACUUGCCCGGACGCAAAGCCCAAGAAUCCGCACGCCGCCAUAGAGUCACAUGCAGGUUCACGUGUGAGCAUUACCACAGGCCGCUAUACCCCUGAAGGUCAACCAUCAUGUGAAAAGAUUAACGAACUUCUGCGCACUCAGCACAGUCCGGCAACUAAUUUUAACCCUACGGACAAAAAGAAUAAAACUGCAUCAAAGGAUACGUCGGAUACGGAUCGGAAAGAAUCAGCAGCUGAACCAUCAGCACAAGCACCAACCUUAUGGGACCCAGCGUCCAACCCUGGGGAACAAGCACAGGACCCAUCAUCAUCUUUACCAGAUGCAGAAGCCAGUCAACCCAGUCAAUCUUCGUCCCAUGAUGAUCCUAGCCAAACCAUUACAGGGGACCCGGCAGGAAAAGGCGAAAAGCCUGACCCCAUGUUAGACUUUACAGGAAUAGGUGACCCACCAAAGUGGGUUCAACCAUGGGAUACAACAGAAGAUGGGGUAAAACCGAAUACAGCAAACUCAGAUCCUUCCGGUUUCUCUUCCUACAAUCCAUCUUCCUUCGGUUGUGCUGGUGUUGAGGACUCGGAGGGAUACUCAUCAUGUGACCUAAGAAUAUCACUUAAUAACUCACAAAGUGCAGGGGACCCCGGAGGAUCCUUUGUACCACCUGACGGACACGAUUUCACACUGAAUAAUGAAAAUAAAAACUUAAUGAAUGACCCACCUCAGCAUGGCGGCCCCACUCCCCCCGACCUAACCGGCACGGUCCUUACCGCCACUGCUCCCGUGCUGUUAUUUCUCGCUUCCGUCACCGUCGCCCUUCUGGGUUAUUCCCUUUGGAAAGACCGCGAAACAACGUUACUAUUUGGACUACUUUUAUACGGACACGCAGAAUACUAA
Messenger RNA from Plasmodium fragile, 1980 nucleotides. RefSeq lists its product as uncharacterized. Lineage: Eukaryota; Apicomplexa; Aconoidasida; Haemosporida; Plasmodiidae. The transcript has 4 exons. Bases 1 to 1980 code for a protein of 659 amino acids. The record is from RefSeq and is a predicted model, not a curated record.